Molecule: messenger RNA, 588 nt
Organism: Durusdinium trenchii
Lineage: Eukaryota; Dinophyceae; Suessiales; Symbiodiniaceae
Source: the annotation of a GenBank genome assembly
AGGAAGCAGCAUGUAGCCUUGAGAAGGGCCUUAGUGUCUUGACCGGGAUGUCAUGCCAACAGGUUUGGUGACCACAUGGCUUGAGGAGAAGGGCUUCGGCUUCAUUGCGCCAGACGAUUCCACCUUUGGUGAUUUGUUCGUUCAUGUCAGUGAGCUACGUGAUGCACGUGCCAAUGGCUUGGAGCGCGGUGACAGGGUCCGCUUUGAUGUCAAAUAUAACCGAGAGAAAGGCAAAAACUUGGCCGUCAACGUUAUAGUGGAGAAGAGUGGGGGUGGCGCAUCCAGCGGGCGAAAGCGAAAUCGAGACAGCCGAGCUCGAGGCGGACAAGGCGGCCGCAGAGGCAGACGUGGUCGCAGUGGCAGCCGAGACAGCAGACAAGAUGCCCGACGCAGGAGCAACAGCAGGAGUCGGAGUGGCAGGAGGGGCAACCACACCACAAGCAAAGGUCCGGCGAAGUCCAAAAGGAAAAAGAGCUCCAGAAGUGAGGGCAGCAGCUCCAGUCGAAGUGCCUCAUGAGGGGCAGGCUGACUGGCUGAGCAACCCGGCGUAUAAACUUUGUGAUUUGUGCCAGCAGUGCCCACAAAAAA